This is a messenger RNA of Puccinia graminis f. sp. tritici CRL 75-36-700-3, 360 nucleotides long. RefSeq lists its product as uncharacterized. The coding region runs from base 1 to 360 and encodes 119 amino acids. Lineage: Eukaryota; Fungi; Basidiomycota; Pucciniomycetes; Pucciniales; Pucciniaceae. The transcript is spliced from 3 exons. The record is from RefSeq and is a predicted model, not a curated record.
AUGAUCUGUUAUUGGUUGAAGAUUGAAGAAAGAGCACCACAUGAAGCGAAGGCACUAGCAACAACAACUGCAAAGGUUCAAGUAGUUGUCACCCAACUGUUAGCUCCCCAGUCUUUGCCCUCGGGCUCAGAUCAACUAUCAAUUCCUAGAUCACUAUCGUCCGAUGGUCUGAAAUUGGCACUGGUUUGUGAGGUGGUAGAAUCAAUAUUGGUACACAUCCAUGGCAUCGCUUCUGCAAUGUGGAAGAGAGGCGGCUUAAACGGUUGUAUCCAAGCAGUCAGAUCUUCCCAGUCAGCUUCAUCUUUCACUAGGAAGCCGAGUAGCAUACUUGGAUCCAAGGCUAUCAAUUUCCUCCUUUGA